This is a messenger RNA of Melopsittacus undulatus (budgerigar), 9496 nucleotides long. It is a transcript of the gene CDC73, whose product is annotated as cell division cycle 73. Bases 75 to 1670 code for a protein of 531 amino acids. The record is from RefSeq and is a predicted model, not a curated record. Gene Ontology annotation, molecular function: RNA polymerase II complex binding. Gene Ontology annotation, biological process: transcription elongation by RNA polymerase II; positive regulation of transcription elongation by RNA polymerase II. Lineage: Eukaryota; Metazoa; Chordata; Aves; Psittaciformes; Psittaculidae. Gene Ontology annotation, cellular component: Cdc73/Paf1 complex. The transcript is spliced from 17 exons.
GUCCUGUCGGAGGGGUCCUCGCGCAGCUAAGUGGAGGAGCCGGAGCGGCAGCGGCCGGUGGCUGCGGUGCGAAAAUGGCGGACGUGCUGAGCGUGCUGCGGCAGUACAACACGCAGAAGAAGGAGAUUGUGGUGAAGGGGGAUGAGGUGAUUUUCGGCGAGUUUUCCUGGCCCAAGAAUGUCAAGACCAACUAUGUCAUCUGGGGGACAGGGAAAGAGGGACAACCCAGGGAAUACUACACUUUGGAUUCUAUCUUGUUCCUGCUUAAUAAUGUGCACCUUUCGCAUCCUGUUUAUGUCCGUCGUGCUGCGACUGAAAACAUUCCUGUGGUAAGAAGACCUGAUAGGAAAGACCUGCUUGCAUACCUAAAUGGUGAAACAUCAACCUCAUCAAGCAUAGACAGAAGUGCUCCGCUUGAAAUUGGUCUACAACGGUCCACUCAAGUUAAAAGAGCAGCAGAUGAAAUACUAGCAGAAGCAAAAAAACCAAGAAUAGAGGAUGAAGAGUGUGUGCGCCUUGACAAGGAGCGAUUGGCAGCUCGCUUGGAAGGACAUAAAGAAGGUAUUGUGCAAACAGAGCAGAUCAGGUCCUUGUCUGAAGCCAUGUCAGUGGAAAAAAUUGCUGCUAUCAAAGCAAAAAUCAUGGCAAAGAAAAGAUCCACUAUCAAAACUGAUCUGGAUGAUGACAUAACUGCUCUUAAACAGAGAAGUUUUGUUGAUGCUGAAGUGGAUGUAACCCGAGAUAUUGUCAGCAGGGAGAGAGUAUGGAGGACAAGAACUACAAUCUUGCAAAGCACAGGCAAGAACUUUGCCAAGAAUAUUUUUGCAAUUCUUCAGUCAGUAAAAGCCAGAGAAGAAGGCCGAGCACCUGAGCAAAGACCUGCACCAAAUACAGCACCAACGGAUCCCACUUUACGAAAUAAGCAACCGAUUCCAGCUGCCUACAACAGAUACGAUCAGGAAAGAUUCAAAGGCAAAGAGGAAACGGAAGGCUUUAAAAUUGAUACCAUGGGCACCUAUCACGGAAUGACUCUCAAGUCUGUAACGGAAGGUGCUUCUGCUCGCAAAACACAAACGCCAGCAGCACAGCCUGUACCACGACCAGUUUCUCAAGCAAGACCACCUCCAAACCAGAAAAAAGGAUCGCGAACUCCUAUAAUCAUUAUUCCAGCAGCCACGACCUCUUUAAUAACGAUGCUUAAUGCCAAGGACCUUCUGCAAGAUCUGAAGUUUGUACCAUCAGAUGAAAAGAAAAAACAAGGCUGUCAGCGAGAGAAUGAAACUCUAAUACAGAGAAGGAAGGACCAGAUACAGCCUGGGGGAACUACAGUCAGCGUUACUGUACCUUAUCGAGUAGUAGACCAACCUCUGAAACUUAUGCCACAAGACUGGGAUCGUGUGGUGGCAGUGUUUGUACAGGGUCCUGCUUGGCAGUUCAAAGGCUGGCCUUGGCUCUUGCCUGAUGGAUCCCCUGUUGAUAUCUUUGCAAAAAUUAAAGCUUUUCAUCUCAAAUAUGAUGAAGUACGUCUGGAUCCAAAUGUACAGAAAUGGGAUGUAACAGUGUUAGAACUAAGCUACCACAAAAGACACUUGGACAGGCCAGUAUUUCUACGCUUCUGGGAAACUUUGGACAGGUAUAUGGUAAAGCACAAAUCUCACUUGAGAUUCUGAAUCCUUCAACUGCCAUUUAUUUCCUGAAGUAUGGAUUGAGAAAAAUGAAAGGGGAUCCAGUUUGGAGACCAGAGCUCGCACUAUAUGAUAUGUCAAGAACUUUACAAACAAGGAAGGGUCACAGUUUAAACUUUUUAUAAAAUCUUGUUUGGAGGCUUCAUGCUAUGGCAGGUUGACACCUGUUGUUCUUCAGAAGCAAAGGGGUUUUGCUUAAAACUAUUUUUUUAAUGUUGUUAGCCUCUAGUCUGCAAUCCAAAUUGUAUAUUUUGAUAGCAGGAGUUUCUUCUCAGUUUUGUUAAAAUUAGCCACAUUUUUAAAUGAUGUGUUUUGUUCCGUAUUAGAAAAUAGAUUGAUCUUCACUGCAGGUUAAAAAUGUGUGUGUGUGCGCAUGUGCACACGUGUGUGUAUAUAUAUGUGUGUGUGUGUCUAUAUAUAUAAUGUAUAAAACAAAUCAGACACACUUAUGCACACAUAGAUGUUACCAGGCUUUCUAAACCACUUAGCUUCUGAGCUUAGUUUUGGUUUUCUUUACAUAUUGUUUUACUUACUGAAAAAAUUUUGUUGUGGAUUCUAUUACAUUUUAGUCAAUAGGACUUAGAAAUUGAGCAAAGUGAAAAUUGUUUUGGAUAAAUCAACAUGUCAACCUGUAUAUGUAUAUUCUGUCAGUCUUUGUUGAAAAAGGGAAGAUGAAAAAUCUAGAAAGACUUUUUUGGGUUUGUAAUGUCCCAGUUUACUAAAUCUUUAAACUUCAUUAUAGGAAUACCUUCAAGUCAUGCUAAUUUUAAAUUGCCAUUCUCCACACAGGUCUCUUUAAACUGGAAGUGUGCAUGUGUAGAUUCCCAUCUAUCAAAAUGCCUUUACAUAUGAGUCUGAAUGUUACCUAGAUUAAACAGUGAAUAGAGGAGAGAGUUUGGAUUUUUUUUUUCCUCCUGAAACAGCCACCACAAGGAAUGAAUAAUUUUAACUUCUCUGCAUUUAUAACUCUAAUACCACCUCUACUACUAUUUUCUUGUGACAAAAGUAGCCCAGCCUAUGUUUACAGGAGUUGUAAUUUUCUGACAUGAGUGGCUAAUAUGGCCUUCUAACAGUCCUUCAUUGGAACAGAAAAUGAACCUACUCCAGUUACCAAAGAACAAUUUGUUUGAGCUGCAGUAUGAGGCCAGAAGACCCUGGUAUUCGUAUGAAGUUAUGGUAUCUCUGUAUCUAUUUAAUAAUGUUAAGUCGAUGUGGCAUACCAGUGGAUGUAGAGAAAGAUCAAUUACUGUAACACCCGCAUGAAUUUUUCUGCAACACAAAAUACAUGUUUAUAUUCCUGUUCUUGAAGUUCCAAACCAUUUUUUCUUAAUAUACUUUAAGAUUUGACAAAAGUAAAAUGUUCUGUCCUAUUCUUCUUUAGUUUUGCUUUUUGAUGUUACCUUCAUUUUUAAUAAAAUCAGAAGGCACAUCUCCCUAAGAGAUUUUUAGAACUGUUUCUGAAAUCUGAGGACUGUGAGGUCUGACUUUUAAUUAUGUAUUUCCAUCCCUGCUGUAUCAAGACUGCUGUUUUUAGGUGGUCUUAAUAGAAAUGUAAAAAAACCCAAAUCUCCAAACAAAAAACUCCAGUUACUCCAAUAUUAGAAGAAGUUGGCACUGGCUUUUUAAAUGGAUUCUGUGAAGUGAUUGGGAAGAGCAGGUAGUACAGAAGUGCUAGAAGAACUCCUAUUUGUGUGGGCAGUUGGUCAGUACCAAAUGACUGUUUUUCUCCAGUCCUUAAACGCAUUAUAAAUGUAUCCAUGUCAUACAUGAGUGAACUAAAUCAUUCAAUACCUUGUUUUAACCUGUGCUAUAAUUAGAAAAGCUGUAACGGCUUUCAGCCAAGCAAUCACAACUAUGAGGAAGUGGUUCAGUUUAGGGUUCAUUACUGCUUUAAAAAAUGGGAUAUCAUGUAUGGGGUUUUAACUCUCAAGCAUUUCCUAUUAGAACUGUGUUUGGGUGUUGUUUGUUUACCCAGAUUUAUUCAGCACUUCAGGGCCCAUGCAGUUUUCAGGAGACUUCUGCAGUGGGCAGCAAACUUUUAAAGCAAAUUCUGAAGAAAUGUGUGCUUUAUGUGCACUGUGGCAUACAGACUGUAUAGUGGUCUUCAAAUAGGCAAGGUCCAGUUAUGUUUUUUCUGUCCUGUAUUUCACUUGUUUUAAACACGUGUAAUCUCAGUUACUGUAUACAGAUGAUGGCUUGAUUUAGAUAUAAAUUUAUGUAUAUACUGGGAGUAACUUCUCUGAAACUAAUGAAGUUACGUGGACGUGAAACUGGCAGAACAAAAUCAGUGACAUCUUUGUAUGAACUGUGCUAUUUUUUAUGGAUUGAGCGUAGACCUUUAAAAUCAUAGAAUUUUGUAUUUGCAAGCAGUUUACAAGUUGUAAAAUAUGUAUUUGUGAAGGAGUUGGCACCUGAUAGUGCAUAUUUUUGUCAGUCAUAAAAGCAGUGAUGUUUAUAAAAUGAGCCAUUUUGCAAUCAGAUUCCUGCUGACAUUAUUGGAAGUUUAAUUAGGUUGUCAGAAUAGCAUUCCUGCUGCCUUCAUAAGUAACUGCACAUAGGUUAUGAAACUAUUUGGACUUAAAAACUUAGCCUUACAACAGCAUUUUCCAGCACAGCUGGAAUUUUAGAUACUUAAGCUUUAUUUAUCUGCAAGUUAAUGUAGAGUAAUAAAGGAACUAAGAACUGGGGAAGCUGGAGGAUCAGACAUCUGUUUUAGUGAGCUGCAUUCUCCUCGUUGAGUGAAUUGGAUGCACUACUUAGAGGUGUAUAGAGCAUGUAAAUUGUACUCAAUUAAAACACAUAACUAAAACUGAGCUAUUUCACUGACUGUAGUUUAUUAACAGUAGAAUGUUACUAGCAUUGGAAUUGGAUAUCAAAUUGGUUGUUUCUAUUAAACAUCUUAACUGUCAUAACUCUAAACUGUUCCAUAAGUACAAGGUGAAUGAGAUGAAACAAGAUAUAACAAGAUGAAAGCUGUUUUGAAGUCUGUUACUGGGCUCCCUUACUGUCAGCAGGUGAUUAUUUCUUUUAGUAGCAAGGUUAUAGGGGCCAGUAGGUAUGUCUGAAGUAGCGAUUUUAUACUAAAAACUAAAAUGCCCAUGAUUUAUACCAUUUGAGCUUUCUGAAUGCUGCCCUGAACAAAGGCAAAGGGGGAUUUUUUUUUUAAGGUAGAAUAGGGCAGCCAAAGGACUUGCAUACCUGAAUAAACUGCAGAUAAGCAGCCUCAACUGAGUAGGCUCAGCUGUUUAGUUAUUACCUGGAAAUUUUUGUAGGAAAAUGCUUUCACAAAUAGGUACUAAAGUCAGUGCUUGAGCUAGGCAAUUUAUAGAACUGUUCUGCAAUGCUGUCUUUUUAUUUCUGAAUACAGAAGAAAAUGUAGAUAUGACAUCGUGUGUUAAUUUGCCCUUGAUCAUAAAUCGAAUAGGUACGUUAUUAUGUGACAGAUAAGCCUUUAUCAGAACAACAAAUUUGGUUUUGGCAUUCAUUUGGUAUGCAGUCAGGGUAUAAAAUAUUACCGUUCUCUGCAGGGACCUGCAAAAGUAAGUUUUAUUAGUACAGCUUUCAUUCUUUUGCUGGUGAAAUAUGCACUUGGUUGCUAAUUCUUGCAAACACUAUACAGAAAAAAAAAACAAACCCCUGAUCAAAAGUAAUGGCUUAGUGAUUUUAAAAUUUAAUGUCAUGAAUGCAUUUUAAUGCAAAAGCCAUAACUAAUGCCAAGUACUUUAUUAGAGCAAUGUGCUCAUGAAAGUUAAAAUCCCUGCCUGAAGAAACUGUUGGCCAAGUAGUUCAGCUAAUCUGUGGAAAAAUGUACCACAAACUGGAUUCUCCAAAUGUCAUAUUCCAAGUUUCUCAUUUGUUACUUGACUGAUUUUUUGUUUCUUAAGAGAUGGCUUAAGUUGUGCUUAAGAGUUGCUGAACAACUGUGUACUUCAGUAGCAGUUGUGUUAGUUUACUUUCUUUGAUUUGGUUUUGCCCUAAGACAAUACAGCACUUCUGUGAUUGAAAACAAAUCACUUCAUACUUAAAGUUGUUUAAGCGUAGUUCAGAACUUGACAGAUAAAGAUGGUUUCUUAAUGGAACUAUGAUUCAGUGGGUAACGUGGAGCCCAUUGUUCAGCUGUCAUUGGCAUGUCUGUAGGUCAUUCUUCUCAUUGGUGAUGCUAUCACAGAGGGCAAGUUUGCAAAUAAUGAGAUUUAAUCAAGCAAGAUUCAUUUGUAGGUAGUACACAGCGACAGGCCGUGCAUCUAGACUGACUUACUGUUGAUUUUAACAAAUUUUUAAUUUUUUUUAUUUAGAAUGCAAAUGCAAAGAACAAUCUCGAAUGCUUGGAACUUUAUUGCAGGCACUAGUUCACAUGUAAAAUUGAAAGAUACGAGGUGGUACAUAAAAUCUGUAAGAAAAAUAUCUUGGUUUAUGUUUUUUAUUUGCAUCUUUAAAUUCUUUUGCUGUGGUUUCCUUUAUUUCAAAUUCAGAAGAGCUUGUUAGUUGCUUUACGCAAGGUGUCUGCAUCACUGAAAACUGUCAGAGGUAAAUCUUUAGCUGCAAUUACUGAAAGUCUGGUUAAAUGAGUUGGUAGAUUAUAAAUUCUGGCCUCUGUCACUGGGCCCAAAUUUUAGCAGGGGUUUUGAAGAUUCAAGUUAAAAUGAAAUCUCACAAGAAUCUGAUGGGGACAGCCACUCUUGAGUGAAAGAACACAAACUUCUCAUGAGGUUAAACCUUUACAAGUAACUGUCAAACUUGUGCUUAAUGACUGUAUACCUAAAUUUUAAUCUUUUUUAUGUUUUGCUACUUGACAUAAUAUUUAAGACUAGACAAUGAUGAUUUUACGGAGUUAAUGGUUCAGUAUCAGCUUAAGUCUGAGAAUUCUUGACAAAAAUGUCUUGUGGACUUCCAAAGGUGAAGUGUCUUUUUUGAAUGCAGUAGUCAGCUGUGAAAGAAUAAAUGUUUAUUUUGUUCCUGUCAGUCAGGGCCAACCCUGUAGUUCCAUAAUUCUGAAUGGAUUUUUAUUGGUGAAGUAGGAUGUAAAAAAAUGUCUUGGAGAGAGUGCUUCUAAUUUUUCAGUUGUUCCUGCCCUCUUGAAACCCUGUCCAGGAGACCCAAGCAGUCCCUCAGUUCUUCCUUGACUUAUUUCUGUUUGUUUCUCCCAGAUUGGGACUGCUCCCAAAGGUGCAGGGUUUCUGAGUACCUCAGCUCAGUGCACAUCCAUGAAUUACUCCUCUGCCCUGUCUUCAUCAGUGCACAAACAGGGCAGAAGCACAAGCCCUUGUGCUAUGUAUCAAAGAGUUGCUUACAAACAUUAAAAAAUAAAUAAAAAGUGCAGGUGUGAGCUACUGAAUACUUCAUCAUGCUUCGUUCUAGAUUAAUUCUGACCUGUAAUAUCAGGAGCUUUGAGGUUUUGAACAUAAAACUACCAAAGGCAUACUAAUUGUUAUAAUAUCUCUACUUAUUUUCCAAUGAUCUUUAAUUGUAGAUUUCUCACUGUUACUCCCUAUUACUUACUGUAAGUAUUAGGAGCAGAAUGAUGAGUAGUUAUCCUGAGCUCCACUGAGUUGAGUCAGUCUUAACCUGAAACUGAAUGAAAUGUAAGCAAUCACCUGACAGUGCAUGUUCAGCAGCUGGCAAGUUAUUUGAGGAGCACCCUAGUUUUGUUAUUGAAGAGAGACAAGUCUAAUAAAAUUAUGAGAAGAAAACAAAAAAUUGAUACUUGUUUUUCAGGUGCUAUUCAACACUUGUAAUAGAGCUAUUUUCAGUUUAGUAAGAACUGUGUGGCGACUACAGUGACUAAAUCUAGAAGUUGAAAUCCCAAGAUUUGAUUAUUUUCUAGGGCUAUGAGUUACUGAUAAAUUUCACAGCAUGCCCUUAAAAAGUUCAUACCUUCACAGACAAUAGUGUAACUGACUGGUGCCUCAUCAGCUGCCUCUGCCCCUUCUUCAGUUCUGGUGUUCUGACUCAUCAUCACUUCAGUGAGGAAGGAGAUGAUCUUUUGUAUAUUCAAAUCCCCUGGUUUUUUUUUUGGUUUCUACCAGGUGUUCAUUCUGGUAUUCCUGAGAAUGGCUGUCCUGAUUUUCUUGAUGCUAAUGACAUGCUAUUGGAAGUAUGUCUGUGGGUUUUAGAAAGAUGUAGCUUAAAUGAGUAAAAUUAUUUAGCAGUACUCUGCUUUUACUUAUACAGAUGUCACUGCUGAAGAUCCUGUGAAUAACAGGUGUUAGAGUAGAAGAUUAAUUACUUCAGAAUGUUAUGUAUAGCUGCAUCAUAUGGGUAAGAAUAUUUUCAGGCAUUCAUUGACCUAUCUUUGUUUAAAUUCAGUUGUUGCAUCUUGUGUGAAACUUAGGAUGUCAAGUUUCACUGGAGAGAGAUAUCUUCUGUAAUAAAACUUGUAUGAAAGAGCCUCUGUUUUAUGCAUGAUGGAAGCAAUUAGUCUGGUUGCUUAAAAGUUGCUAAAAAGAGAACAAUAGGAUUAAAGAUUUAAAAAUAAAUAAAUCCAAACACAGAAAAGCUUCCUAAAGUGAGAUUACUAAACUGAAAUAUGUUUACAACAAUUCAUAAAUUUGUGUAGAACAAAUUUGUUUCUGUGGAUUAAUGCCCUAAAUUACUUUCCCUUUAGUCUUGGUUUAGCUUUACCAAAUUGAACGAUCCACAAACUUAGUGAUAUAAAAUCCCUUUUGAAUUUGAUUAGUUUUUGCAUUUAAUAUUAUUGAUUUUUCUGGCUUUAUUCAAUACCUGUUUGUCUGUUCAUCUAGCCUUUUCCCUAAAUAUCAAGGCAGCUGGUUGAUCUUGUAAGUACAAAAUUAAGUACAAAAUUAUAGUUAAUUUUGUGUUUAUAUGCAUAUACAUUCACGUUUUUCCACUGAGAAAAGUGUGUAUCCCUCAUGGUGCACGUUGUAAUUUUUUACAUCAUUACUUUUGUAAUGUCUCGAAAUUAAACUGCAGUGCUCUCCAUAUGUGGAAAUUUUUUUUCAGCACAAAUUUGACAUUUGGCCAUAAAAUAAUCAAUAUAGUAACUAAGCUACAUAAGAAAUUAUGGGUAAAGAGGCCUCUGCAUUUAAUAAUUGCCUCUUGGGAGGCUUAUUUUUACACUGAUACAGACUGAAGAAGUCUGUGUUCUCUAGCUGUUCUGAAAAGCAAGAAAUAGUCUUUUGAGAACUUGAGCAGAACAGCAUCUUCCAAAAAUCUGCUAAAUGCAUUGAAUAUGUCAAGGAUUUAUCUGUUUAAUAGGAGAUAGUCCUGAAAUGUCAUGCAGGUAUCUUCAAAACAUUCUUAUCAUUCACUUGGUUUGAAAGUCCAAAAGGUAAUAAACUUGCCAUCGCCAGCCCAGCGAUGCUUUGUGCAACAUAUUUUUUAAUGUGCUUCUCUUCUUACAUUCUGGAAUCGUGAUUUAUACUGUUAUUUCUGGGAUUAAUGCGUCACAUGUGUUACCAGUCACAUCAAGGGAGGGGGUGGGUGUAAAUAUUUUCUUAAUUUUUAGCUCCUCAAGUAUACAGUGUUUCUUGCAAAAGGAAAUUAUGUCCAUUGCAGGUGGUAGUGUAUCUGGGAAGGGACACAUAGUAGAAAACUGGAAAAAUAAGUGGAUUUUGGUCAUUGCUUAGUAUUGGGAUUUAGGGAGCACAACACCACAAGUACGUAAGUCCUCAUUCCCACAGAUCUCAGCCUGUAGCCAUUUUCUUCUGUCCAUUGAUUCUUUCACAGCGUUUACUUUCAGUUGUUUUCUCAGUCUCCCAUCUUUCUGCUGUAUCGCAGUACCUGCAUACUUUUUAUUUCUGUAAAAGCAAUUCAAUUUAUAGUAGUAAAACAUGAGAUGUUUGUAUCUGAAA